UGGUAUUGCUGUGCGCACUUGUUCUAGUCAGUGGAGCGAUUCAUGCAUUUAGUUGUAUAAGACUGUUUGGACAGCUACGUUGUAUUGAAUUGUGUCAUUUUUUGUCGUUGUGAUAUCUGAAAAUAAAUUAGAAACAAACUGGGAAGAAUAAACACUUUGCUGUUCUGUAAUUGGAAGACAAAAUUUACAGACUUAGGUCUUUGAAGUGAAGAAUUUUUUUGAACAUUAAUUUUAUGCGAUUGAAUAUUGAUUUGGGCCACAAAUUUAUUUUUUUUUAUUUCUUAUAAAAGACAUUGAACAUUAAAUUUAAUUGUGAGUGAAGUGAAUGGAAUCUUUUGAAUUUACCUUCAAUUUAUAAUGCCAUUUGAACUUUGUGAAUGAAGAUGGAACUUUGUUUCUGAGAGAAGUGAAUAUACAAAAUCUUCAUCUACAAAACACCUGCAAACGCUGAACGUAAAACACCACAAACCAAUCGUUGACAAAACCAUCCAGCAAAAUGCAACUUUUCGAUUUCCGCAAACUCGGUGCAUCGAUGGAAUCAAAUGCCAAAAGCAUGGAAAAUAUUCAGCAAAGCUACCAACACAUCUCCGAUUUCCUAUCAUCAAACCAACCCCAACCGCCACGCGAACGACUCACUCCACCGCCCGAAAAACGAUCACCACAACCGCAACUGAAAAAGUUCCGUGGAUUUAUUCCGUCUGAUUUCGGAAUUGUUUACAUUGAUCCAGCAUCGGGAAAGAAACGGGUUCAGUGUAACGUCUGCUUCAAGACAUUCUGUGACAAGGGCGCAUUGAAAAUCCAUUUCUCGGCGGUGCAUUUAAAGGAAAUGCAUAAAUGUACGGUCGAUGGUUGUAUUAUGAUGUUUAGUUCACGUCGAUCGCGCAAUCGUCACAGUGCGAAUCCGAAUCCUAAAUUACAUUCACCGUAUCUGCGUCGCAAAAUUUCCACAUAUGACGGACGUAGUCUACGAUAUCCCACAUUUAAUGGUCCGAUCGUACCGAACAAUCAUUUCCCUAACGGUAAAUUCAAUAACUUCAAUCCAAGUAUGAUGGCCGCACGAGAAAACAUUCAGGGACGCGAGAGCUACUUCCAGCACUUGGAGAAGCAGCAACAAUAUUUGAACUCGUCACAAAAUCACAGGGAAACAUUGCGAUCACCCAUUCGAGACCAAUUGGAAUUCGAUCGAAAGUCGUUCGACAGCAAAUCGAUGAGUCCCACAUUGUCAUUAAUGUCCAGUCCACCACCGUCACCACAGCAAAGUGCAACUAGCGAGCCAUGUGAAGAACAAACGUUGAACAAUCUAAUGAGCUACUCGAAAAGCAUAGGAAUGAAACGAAAACGAAAAAGCGAAAAUCCCAUUCGGUAUGAAGCAGUGCAAAGUCCCAUGAGUCAAGAUCAAAACGAACCGCUGGCGGUUAUCAGUAGAAAAAUGAGAGAAUUUGAAGAAAGUAUUAGAAGGAUGACCAACACCUUGCCAGUAUACCCGGAAGUGUCUGAACGAUUUGUUAAUACGCCAGUAGAAGAGGAUCAGAUGGAAACAGCAUCGACGCGUGACGACGAAGUGCUAGAUUUGUCGAUCAAAAACAAAGCCAAGCCAACGAAAAACGAUGCCGUAGAGAAUGAUGACAGUGCACUGCACCAACAGCAAUCGGUUCCGUGGAAACUGCCAGAGCCAAGCAACGGAAUACAGUAUGCCGAAUUAUCCAACUGGUUAAUGAAUGCAGUACGUCAGACACAAAUUAAUUCGUUCAUUUGCAAUCAAUUGAAAUUACCCCAGUCGAUAGCAGCCAGAUGAUCGGUAGAUGAAUUAAGUUAAAAUGAUA
Molecule: messenger RNA, 1823 nt
Organism: Bradysia coprophila
Lineage: Eukaryota; Metazoa; Arthropoda; Insecta; Diptera; Sciaridae
Gene: disco
Product: disconnected
Biological process (GO): regulation of DNA-templated transcription
Cellular component (GO): nucleus
Source: RefSeq, a predicted model, not a curated record